AUGGCGGAGCUGCGAGCGGCGGCCGCGGGCCCCGGCCCGGUGGCGGCGGCGGCGCUGCCCGGUCCCAUGGCCCUGCCCGCGGCCCCCGCUCUGCCCUCACCGGCGGCGGCGGCUCCGAGCGCGGCGGCGGCGGCGGUUCCGACUCCGAGCGCGGCGGCGGGCGCUGGUUCCGGUGGUUCCGGUUCGGGCGGUGCCGGUGCCGGUUCGGCGCGCGAAGGUUGGCUCUUCAAAUGGACCAACUACAUCAAGGGCUACCAGCGCCGCUGGUUCGUGCUCAGCAACGGCCUCCUCAGCUACUACCGAUCCAAGGCGGAGAUGCGGCAUACCUGCCGCGGCACCAUCAACCUGGCCACGGCCAACAUCACGGUGGAGGAUUCCUGCAACUUUAUCAUCUCCAACGGCGGGGCCCAGACUUACCACCUGAAAGCCAGCUCGGAGGUGGAACGACAACGCUGGGUCACCGCCCUGGAGCUGGCCAAGGCUAAAGCCGUCAAAAUGCUGGAGGAAUCGGACGACUCCGGCGACGAGUCGGUGUCGCAGACGGACAAAACGGAACUGCAGAACACGCUGCGCACCCUGUCCAGCAAAGUAGAGGAUCUGAGCACCUGCAACGAUCUCAUCGCCAAACACGGCACGGCCCUGCAACGCUCCCUCAGCGAGCUGGAGACCCUCCGGCUGCCGGCCGAGAGCACCGAGAAGAUCAAGCAGGUGAACGAACGAGCCACCCUCUUCCGCAUCACCUCCAACGCCAUGAUUAAUGCCUGCCGGGAUUUUUUGAUGCUGGCUCAGACCCACGGCAAAAAAUGGCAGAAAUCGCUGCAGCACGAACGGGAUCAGCGCAUCCGGCUGGAGGAGACGCUGGAACAACUGGCCAAACAACACAAUCACCUGGAAAGGGCUUUCCGCGGCGCGACCGUCCUGCCCGCCGGCACAGCUGGCACCGGCGGCUCUGCCAAAGAUCCGUGCUGUCCUGCGAAAGGAGACCUGAGUGACGAGGACGAUGACAACGAGUUUUUCGACGCCCCGGAGAUCAUCACCAUGCCAGAGAGCAUGGGGCACAAGCGCACUGGCAGCAACAUCAGCGGCACCAGCAGCGACAUCAGCCUGGAUGAGCAGUACAAGCACCAAGUAGAGGACACCAAGAAGGAGAAAAGAACCCGCAUCCCCUACAAACCCAACUACAGCCUCAACCUCUGGAGCAUCAUGAAAAAUUGCAUCGGGAAGGAAUUGUCCAAGAUCCCCAUGCCGGUGAACUUCAACGAGCCCCUGUCGAUGCUGCAGCGCUUGACGGAGGACCUGGAAUACCACGAGCUGCUCGACCGGGCAGCCAAAUGCGAGAGUUCGCUGGAGCAGCUCUGCUACGUGGCCGCCUUCACCGUCUCAUCCUACUCCACCACCGUCUUCCGCACCAGCAAACCCUUCAACCCCCUCCUGGGGGAAACUUUUGAGCUGGAUCGCUUGGAGGAGAAUGGUUACCGUUCCCUCUGCGAGCAGGUGAGCCACCACCCGCCAGCCGCUGCCCACCACGCAGACUCCAAGCACGGCUGGACACUUCGCCAAGAAAUCAAAAUCACCAGCAAAUUUCGAGGCAAAUACCUCUCCAUCAUGCCUCUGGGUACCAUCCACUGCGUCUUCCACUCUUCGGGCAACCACUACACGUGGAAAAAAGUCACCACCACCGUGCACAACAUCAUUGUGGGGAAGCUCUGGAUAGACCAGUCGGGUGAAAUCGAGAUCGUCAAUCACAAGACGGGUGACAAGUGCAACCUCAAGUUCGUUCCUUACAGCUACUUCUCGCGGGACGUGGCGAGGAAGGUCACCGGGGAGGUGACAGACCCCGCGGGGAAGGUGCAUUUUGUCCUGCUGGGCACUUGGGAUGAGAAGAUGGACUGCUACAAGGUGACGCUGGGCACCGGCGACAACGGAGCGGAGGGACGGCAGCGAGCCCACGAGGCUGAGGACAGCCGGGUGCUGCUGUGGAAGAGAAACCCACUCCCGAAGUACGCGGAGAACAUGUAUUACUUUUCGGAGCUGGCGCUGACCCUAAACGCCCCGGAGAACGGCACGGCGCCCACCGACAGCCGCCGGCGCCCCGACCAGCGCCUGAUGGAGAACGGCCGCUGGGACGAGGCCAACGCCGAGAAACAGCGGCUGGAGGAAAAGCAACGCCUCUCCCGCAAAAGACGCGAAGCCGAAGCCGCCCGGGCCACCGAGGACGGGACCCCCUACGACCCCUACAAACCGCUGUGGUUCGAGCGCAAGAAGGACCCCGUCACCCAGGAGCUGGCGCACGUCUACAAGGGCGGCUACUGGGAGAGCAAAGAGAAGCAGGACUGGACCUUGUGCCCGGAUAUUUUCUGAACUGGGAAUGGGGGGGGGGGGGGGGGGGGAGAGGGUGGGGUUUGGGGUUUGGGGAGGGGGUGGGGGGGGCAAAGGACCAGCUGGCUGCCAGGGGAGAGCCGCUGCCCCGGCCACUGUCUGUCUGUCUUAAGCGCCCGUCUGUGUGUCGUGUCCCCCCCCUCCCACCUCGCCGUCAGCACGCGCCGGGGUUUGCCUUAACCUUGAUGUGGGGGGGGGCGGGGAGAGUGGGAGCCAUCAUGGAACUCCCCCCACACACACACCCCCCCCACUUCAGGGCACUGGGGGGGCUUCCCUUUCAUCCCGGCUCCCCCUCCCCUCCUCCUCCAGGGAGGGCAGGGAGCUGGGCGGGGGGGGCGCAGUGGGGCGAGCCCGAGGCUGGCCUUGGUCUCUUCCCCCCCUCCCCUUUUUUCAUUUCCCCCUCCCCAGGCGGUGGGGUGCGAGGGGGGGAGGGGGUAGACUGUGCCCCCCCCAGCCUGUUCUAUAGGUGUAUAUUAUAUAUAUAUAUGUAGAGAGUGACCCAGGGCCCCCUUCCCCCCCCUCCCCAUGUCCCUGGGCUGGGGGGGCCCCCCCUGAGGUGCCUUCCCCAGAGGUUGUUUAGGGCAGGGGGAGGUCCUGGGUUUUGGGGCUGGGGGUGAGGGUGGGGGUGUCUCUCCCAUUCAUCUCCAGGGAGCAGCAGACCCCUGCACCCCCAAACACUACACGGGCUGGGAGAUCCGCUGAGGGGGAGGAUGCUGUGGGGGUCUCUGCACCCCCAAACCUGAAAAGUUGGGGGCAUAUGAUGCCUUUUUUUUUUUUUUUUUUUUUUUUUUUUUUUUUUUUUUUUCCCAUUA
This is a messenger RNA of Tyto alba (common barn owl), 3191 nucleotides long. It is a transcript of the gene OSBP, whose product is annotated as oxysterol binding protein. The record is from RefSeq and is a predicted model, not a curated record. Gene Ontology annotation, cellular component: cytosol; intracellular membrane-bounded organelle; membrane. The transcript has 14 exons. Lineage: Eukaryota; Metazoa; Chordata; Aves; Strigiformes; Tytonidae. Gene Ontology annotation, molecular function: sterol binding. Bases 1 to 2361 code for a protein of 786 amino acids.